Messenger RNA from Pediculus humanus corporis (human body louse), 471 nucleotides. RefSeq lists its product as uncharacterized. Lineage: Eukaryota; Metazoa; Arthropoda; Insecta; Psocodea; Pediculidae. The coding region runs from base 1 to 471 and encodes 156 amino acids. Gene Ontology annotation, molecular function: DNA binding. The transcript has a single exon. The record is from RefSeq and is a predicted model, not a curated record.
AUGAAUAAUAAUAAUAAUAAUAAAUCCACCAUUUCUCCCUAUCUCUGCACGCGCACUUUUCCAAACGAUUAUUAUUAUUUAAAAAAAAAAACUAAUAAAUUAAAAUUUUUUUUUUUUUUUUUUUCUAUUUCAGAUCCAUUGAAAAGACUGAAUUUAUUAUUUAACAGUAAAAAAUCAAAUCCCGUAUGGGAUUAUUUUCAAUUGGACGGAGAUAAAGCCAUAUGCAGAUUGUGUAACAAAAGGUUGGCAUAUAAGAAUCACAUGUAUUUAACAUCGUUAUCAAAUCAUUUGGCAUCGAAAAGGUAUGGUCAUCGUCAACACUACAUGGAAUACGUGACGAAAAAAAACGAAUUGAUAAGGGAAACUGAUAUGUUUAAUAAUAUCAUACUUAAAAUGGGUAACAGGACUUUCGAUUCCUCGGAUUUUUACAAUUUUAAAUACAUGUAUAAAAAUUUCAUAUGCGACAAAUGA